ACUGUGAUCGACUGGUUUUGUCUUACUUCCACCGUGGCCUGCAUACUUCGUCAUCGUUUCACGAAUAGCGAUGAUGUCACCCUAAGUACACAACAGGGUUCAAGAAGUGUCACUUUUCUGUCUAAAAAGUUGCAACAAUCUUCAUUUUACUGGCGGUCGUUGAUGUGCCAGAGAUAAAGCCAGCCAUGGCCUCCGAUCAUGCGAGUAGAAACUCAGGAGAUGGACAAGCUGAGGUGACACUUCUAUCAGCACUGCAUUCCAAAUAUAGCGAUGACGGUGAUGAUGACUUAGGCGACUUGAGCUUUGAGAUAUGUGUUCCUAAAAGUGCUCCUGGAAAGAAAGCUUCUGGUGCUAUGGUGCUUCCCAAGUGUCUUUCUCUGAAUGACUAUCAUAUAACGACAAUUGGGAAUGUUGACGAAGUGGCGGAUUUUUGCUCCUGCGUGUUUGAAUUGGACCUUACAAAGAACGAUAUCAAUGAUAUAAACGAUGUGGUCCUAGUUGCUGGGAGACUUCCCCUCCUGACAUUCCUCAACCUGUCUUCCAACCCGCUAAAAAUCGGCCUCAACCAGGACGUGCAAUUUGAACCAAAUCCAAGACUGAAAACACUAGUCCUAAAUAACUCUGGAGUGAUGAUGGAAACUGUUCAAAGAUUGAUGGAAAUUUUCACGGAGUUGCAAGAACUCCAUCUCAGUCUCAAUAACUACCAGAAGAUAACCUUGGUCAAAAACAAGCCACACAAAAACAUUAAAAGUCUACAUUUUAACGGCAACGACGUCACAGACUGGCCGGAAUUAUGCAAAUUAGGGCAUGCUUUCCCCAACCUUGAAACGCUGUUCAUGACGGAGACGAAAUUAGAGAAAUUUGACUCGGUGGAGGAGACAGAUGAUGCGUUCCCAAAAUUGAAGUCCUUGCGUAUUUCCAAGACGGCGAUCAAUGAUUGGGACGAGGUUGACAAAUUGAACAACUUCUUCUCUGCGUUGACAGAUGUCCGACUUACCGGUAUUCCAAUUUUAGAGAAUUUUUCGGAAAAAGAGAGGUUGAACUUUCUGUUGGCCCGACUAACAAGAAUUCAAAUGCUCAACGGUAGUCGCGUCCGAGAGGAGACUCGCUACGAUGCGGAGCGAGCGUUUAUAAGAUACUAUAACGAUAGUGAGGAAAAACCAGCAAGAUUCCAUGAACUCCAGAAAAAACAUGGAAAACUUGAACCGCUGGUCAAUGUUGACCUUGCUCCAAAUGCUGACCCCUUUGUCAAGGUCACGUUUGGUGACAAGGUCAAGACUAUGCAAAUUGAUCCCAAGCAGACUGUUGGAGAUUUCAAGGAGAGUUUGGCGGAAUUUUGCGGGAUUCCUGCUGCGAGAAUGCAACUUUACUUCACCAAGCCGCCGGAUGAGUGGUUUAUCGGUCAUUUUGCCGAGUUGAAUAAUCCGAAGAAGUUUUUAUAUUCUUUGCUUGUUGAAGACGGGGAUAAUUUCACCGUUUAUGAAAGAAGGGUGAAUCCUCUCCAGCACCCAGCUGGUAAAAGGCAUCGGCUGGCAAAUGUUAAGAAAACACUUGAUUAACUGUGAGAAUUAGUCUACUAGUUCUGUAAACCCCUUUUUUUUCGAGAGCCAAAUACUUUCGUGAGCCAGAUAUUUCUGCAAGCCAGAUAUUUUCGCGAGCCAAAUAUUUUCGCGAGCCAAAUAUUUUCGUUAGCCAAAUAUGUUCACGAGCCAAAUAUUUUCGCGAGCUUAUUAUUUCGCGAGCUGAAUAUUUUCACGAGCCCAAUAUUUUCAUGAGGAAGGGGUAAAGUUGCCAACUUACGGCUGCGUAUCCAAAGGCUGUUCCCUUGUGAACUUGUGGUGUUGCUUUCGUUGUCUCCAUGGCACACCCUUGUGCAAUCAUUGAGAACGUCCAAUAAGCCAAAGAAAGGUUCACUUCGUGUGUGUGUCGCGUCACAAGGAACAUGAAACAAGGAAAACUGCACAAGUCUAUGGAUAUGCAACCUUAAAGGCCUUUGCCGGUUGUUAAAAAUUGUAAUUGAAUUUGAAGUUGUGUGAAAACGUACUGGAUAUAAAUUCAACAAUGCUGUACACAUAUCAUAAAUUCGCAGUUUCAGCGAAUUCGUAAUGGUGAUAACUGCACUACGGCAUUGUGUAUAACUGCAUUUCUAUUUUCCUGGACCACCAGUAACUAUGAAGUGUUCCCCCUUAGGCUGGUAUGCGCAUGAUGGACAAAAUCGUAAUGAAAACGUUUUUGCUUUUCGUCACCCUCACAGACAAAUUAACGUGAAUCAACGUUUUUUGUCAUUUUGUCCAUUGUGUGCACGUAGCUUUAGGGCACAGAUAUGUUUUUCGGAAAUAAAUAAAUUUGCGGAUAUUGAUGAAAGUGAAAUUUGAAUAGGAUGUUUGCGCGAACUGAAAAUAGAGGGGUUUACAUUAGCUUAUUUAAUGCUACUGGUGCUAUUCAAGAAAUUUGUUAUUUUCUCAAAAUUAAUCAUAAUGCAUGUACUGAUCGUGUGCUUAAUUCCAAUGAAUGGCCAUUCUUCACUCUACAAUUUUCGUCCAGACUGAUGUCGUCAUUUCUCUUCCAAUAGUGAAAAGGGAAAAUAACGUGUGUGACACUGUACGAGAUUGGCAGGACCACGGCUGUUAAGCACAACAAAGAUGAGCUGUGAAUCAUGAUGGUAUAUUCACUGGUCUUGGUGAAGACUUUGAAGGUCCACGCCGUUCGUUAAAAAAUUGGAAAUUUGUAGUUGAAUUGGAAAAUUUCCGAGUGUAUGAAUAUGCAUGAACGGCUGUUGGUGAGGUUGGUGAACUGCAACUUUACCAUGGUGAAUCUGAAGCUGCCGGAGAUUUUUUUUGUAAAUUCAAAAACGGCAAAGUAGGCCCGCCCGGCACACUUUCGAGGCUCUUUUCGAAGGCCUUCCCGGGCCACGACGAUUCCGACCAGACCAUCUCUGGUUAGAGCUCAAUGAGCGCUUACAGAAAAUGACAUUUGUCACAUUCCUAGAACUUUUUGUUCGGUCCGUUUUUCAACUCGAGGUUUCGGACACACGUUCGCCCACCGGCCGAUCAUCGAGAUCUUUUUCAAAAGGGUACCCUUAAUAUUGGCAUUCACUUCAUUUUGAAGGAGUUCUAAUUGCUUUAGGAUUUCAAGUUCUAGCCAAAAUGGUGUUGCUUAUGUAAAACACACCGUAAGUGUCAUUUACUAUCUGUGAAAAUGAGAAUUUAGAGCUUUCCUUUUGUGUGUGAGUUAUAUAAUUGAAAACUUUCACGCACAAAGAAAGCACAUAAAAAAGUUUUUUAGUUUGAUAUGAUAUUUUAUUUUUCAAACAUCUUUGAAUAUACAGUAGAACCUCUCUAUUAAGGACACUCUCGAUGCUGUCCUUAAUAGAGAGGUGUCCUGAUUAGAGCGGUCAAGUUGAAUGGAAACAACCUAUUUGGGACCAAACUAGUGUCCGUAAUAGAAAGGUUAUCCUUAAAGGCCAUAACUCCAGGUAUUUUGCCAUUUUCUGCUGUAAGACGAUUUCAAAAGUGUACCUAACACUUUAUACAAUACAGAAAACCCAAUGCAAUUAGCUCCAUCCAUUUUGAAGAUAUAGCCAUUUAUGUGUUUGACAACUUGAUUACCUAAUCAGGCAGCAACUGGCUUGUUAGAGCCAGGCGGCGGGUUCAGCAAAAGUUGUGAUGUAGAUUAGGCUAUUGCCCUACUUGGGAGGACAAAUAUCAAUGAAUGUGAAAAGUUUGUCAUUACUUACUGACAUUGGUUGUAUUCCACUCACACAGUCACUCCAUAUGAUAGGCCGGCCCAGGUCUCUUGCUUGUGAUCAUUCUUUGUCAUGUACUGGUAUAGUUUAUCCUCUAGAUAAUAUGUCCUCCUGACUCAAUCUGUUCUCCAUGAACAACUCUCCUCAACUACCUUAAAAAGUCCCUCCACCCAAAAGUACACACAGAUCUGUGAUGUCAUCACUACAUCAGCACAAUGUCAUUAUUUGUGUGUAAGUGGUCUGCUAGUUAAAGUUAACAGAAUGCUCUUAAAAUUGAUAUAUGAAGUCUGUUAGUCUGUAUUUCUAAUUCUAACCUUCGAUAUACCCUAUAAUAAGGUAAGGUAAUACAGACAAAUUUAUACCAUUAUAGAAAGAAAUCAAACAUCAGUCUGAUCUAUGUCAGUAAACUUGCCGCCUGACUUCACUUAGAAACCUAACCAAGGCUGUUACAUAACAUGUAAACAAAACAGUUAAUCUUGCUUUAUCUCUGGACUGGGUGCUUCAAUUUUGAUCAAACUUGAUUUAAUGCGGAGCUUUAAGUCUACUCUUUGAGGAUCUGUACAUGUCAUGCCAUCAUAAAUGCAGGAGUCGUGGCCUUUAAUAGAGAGGUGUCCGCUAAGGGUGGUUCCACUGUAUACAGAAUAGUUAACUUCCCAAGGCUGAAGCAAUGCAUUAAUAGCGCUGGGAUACAAAAAUUUAGCAUUCAGAAUACAAAGAAUGGCGGCACUGUGGCAGUGAAAGUACAAAAACGAGCAUUAAUGAUAAUAGAAAACAAAACGAUGAGAGAAACGAUUUUUGACUGUAAAUAAACCAGUUUGUUCGUUUAUUUAUCGCCUGACGAUUGUGGUGGUCAAACCGUGGCAUAAAAAAGUCCUCCAUAUAAAUGUGCCGUGUCAUGUCGUGUAUCAUGUGUUUAAUCGAAAGCCUUGGUGUGGAAAAUACGUGAGUGAUAAUAUUGUGAAAAUAAAUAUG
Lineus longissimus is the source of this 4717-nucleotide messenger RNA. Its product is annotated as tubulin-specific chaperone cofactor E-like protein. The coding region runs from base 186 to 1559 and encodes 457 amino acids. The transcript has 7 exons. The record is from RefSeq and is a predicted model, not a curated record. Gene Ontology annotation, molecular function: protein binding. NCBI's taxonomy places the organism in Eukaryota, Metazoa, Nemertea, Pilidiophora, Heteronemertea, Lineidae.